CGCUGAUGAAGGUUACGGCGACUGCGAACAACACAACAAUUAGGCACAGUAAUACGAACGUGAGUUUGGAAUAGCCCCGUUAGGCAGCUUUCGAGAAGGCGCGUGGAAGUGAUCGCCGGCAGUAGCGUCGCCGCACUAGGCCGCAAAGGGCCACUGGCUGGAGGGGUGCUGCUGCAGGCGGCUGGGAGUGAGAAAACCGAGCGAGAUCCAUCAGCCUGCGAGCCAGCGGUGGCUGGAGAUGGAUGGGUUUGCACAGCGGCUCGGCCCCCGUAAGGUUCGCUAGGAGGCCCCCGGGGUAAUGCUAGGCCUGCUGGAAGCAGCAGCGCUAGGCGAGGCGCUGGCCACGACUGGCUUGACACCGCCGGUGCCUGCUAGCGGCACUGCUAGGCGUGCCAGGCGGCCUGCGCGCAUGUACCGGCGCGGACAAUUUGGGCUCCGUUCCCACUGCAAUCGCCAGGCCGGGUACAAGCCCUGCGCUGCUCAUGCCUGGCGCGGCCGAGCGAGGCUUGCGCAAGGCACGAACUUGGCGGCCGGCACUCAGUGCCGCAAGGUGGUGUGCAGAAGCGCUCUGCCGAUGACUAAGAUCGGUCGGCAGUCUCAACCAAGGCAAUUUUUUUUUUCCCGAAACAAGCCAGAAGGUUCAAGGCCGGUUUUGGCUGCGUCUAGCCCUGGGAGCGAAUCUGCGUUUGCGCCACCCGCGCCGCAUUACUCGCAUUUGAUCGACCGGACGAAAAGAGCAAGAAAAAGAGAGUCGGGCUCUGGUCCCUGCGCGGCCAGGCUCGCCAUUGUCAGUCCGGAUGGAUCCCCCAGAGCAGCACUUGUUCUGGAGACUGUCCGUGUCUGGGCACUCAUACGAGAAUUCCGCGUGGUCACAGCGUUCGCCUCCCUCGACGAGGCAUUAUUCGAGCAAAAACCUGGUCGCCCGAGCCAUCUCCGCUGGCCUGUUGACACAUCGAAACUGGCCCUGAGUCGCAGCGGGCUCCAUCUCGCAGAGUCGCAGCGAAAGCACAGUGGCCGGACGAUGGCCUCAGUGGGCUCGCGGUGGAGAUGCGAUGGAACCUGCGGUGGGCUGCAUCAGUGGCUUCGGUGGGCCGCGGUGGACCGCUAGGGCAGGGGGCCCGCUAUUACGGCGUCCACACUGAGGGCAGGGCUGCACAUCCGUCCUAUCACAAUGACGUUUGCGGGCUUGCGCAGAGAAUGACACGGCCGCGCGAGGAACGAAGAAAAAAUCUUGACGACGAGCGGUCCACUUGGCAGAAACUCGCUUCCAUCACAAAACCGCAAUCCACCGCGAAACUCUCGGCCGUCAGUCAUUUCACUGAUUUCCGCUUCUGUUCAGGGUUCCGCAUGGACCCGGCACGCACGGCAGGGUCCUGCUCCCUUGAGAUCACGUCAAUGUGCGUGCGAGAUUGAUUCUGCUCCCGGUUUGUGCUGGCCACGAUGGCUUCUUUUUACGUACAA
Molecule: messenger RNA, 1461 nt
Organism: Trichoderma asperellum CBS 433.97
Lineage: Eukaryota; Fungi; Ascomycota; Sordariomycetes; Hypocreales; Hypocreaceae
Source: RefSeq, a predicted model, not a curated record